AUGUCUGCUGAAAUCAACAACGUCAUGGUCCUUGGGGGCCGCGGAAACCUUGGGCCAUAUCUCAUUAGAGCACUUAUUAAAGUAGGCUUCAACGUUUCCGUUCUUAGCCGCACCUCAUCCAGCGUCACAGAUUCAACAUUCUUGGAUGCUACGGUUGUCAAGAGUGACUACACUUUCUCUUCCCUGGUCGAAGUUUUCAAUGGUCAAGAUGCUGUGAUUUCCACCCUUUCUACAGCCAACAUCGCAGAGCAGAAGAUCGUUAUUGAUGCUGUUGCAGCUGCAAAGGUCAAACGAUUUAUGCCAAGCGAGUUUGGGAGCGACACUUCUGUUGAAGGACUUGAGAAGAUGGCGCCUUUUCUCAAGGGGAAGCAGGAAGUUAUGGACUAUGUAAAGUCUAAAAAGGCAGAAGGGCUAUCCUGGACAGCCAUUUUCACUGGUCCUUGGAUUGACUGGAUGCUGAUUGAAGGAAAAGGAUUACUUUGCUUAGACAUCAAGACAAAGACUGGUGAGCUUGUCAACUCAGGCGAACCAAAAUUCACCACUACGAUCGCAUCACAAGUCGGCGAAGCGACAGCUGCUGCACUACUCCAUUCUGACAAGACCAAGAAUGAGUAUGUUCACGUCGCAUCUUACAAUACUACCCAGAACCAAGUCAUCGAGGCCCUCGAGAGAAUUUCAGGCACUAAGUUCAAGCUCGAGAACUUGGACAACAAGGACCUAUACGCUCGCGCGACUAAACACAUCGAAGAAGGCAAUUGGGGCAGAGGAUAUUACGAGCUGGCUACAGCGACGGUCUACAGCGAUGCGCCCGUUACAUACUUCCCUGAUAAGGCGGCCCAUUGGAUGAAAGUGCUUGGUCUGGUUCAAGAUGAGACCUUUGAUGAAAUGAUCACCCGUGUCUUAAAGACUGUUUGA
Fusarium redolens is the source of this 915-nucleotide messenger RNA. RefSeq lists its product as uncharacterized. Gene Ontology annotation, molecular function: oxidoreductase activity. The record is from RefSeq and is a predicted model, not a curated record. NCBI's taxonomy places the organism in Eukaryota, Fungi, Ascomycota, Sordariomycetes, Hypocreales, Nectriaceae. Bases 1 to 915 code for a protein of 304 amino acids. The transcript is spliced from 3 exons.